Messenger RNA from Spirodela intermedia, 4421 nucleotides. The record is from the annotation of a GenBank genome assembly. NCBI's taxonomy places the organism in Eukaryota, Viridiplantae, Streptophyta, Magnoliopsida, Alismatales, Araceae.
AUGGAAGAUAAUCAUCAUUGUAGUGGUGAGAGCCUGUCACCGUCCACUGAAUGUUUUGGAAGAAGCAGUGUCCUCUCACCAGUGAACUGCGAAAAGGUGCAGGGAGUGACUGGUACUGCCAAAGAAUUAUGUGAAAAUGGGAGUAUGGUGAAGCCACAUGAAUCUGCUACAAGUCUUCCGAAGGAGGUCUACGUCUACAGACAAGAUAUAGUCAAGUGCAGCAAGUAUGAAGAUAUGCUCGGGGUUGUGUUGGAAGUUUCUGGCGAUUCGGAUUCUGACGCGGACCUCACAGACUCCAGUGAUGUUGAGGAUGACGAGGGUAAAGUCAGUGAUAGUAAUGGUCGUAGACGUGGUAACGUUAACAGUGGGAUUGGUAACAAAGGUGGGAACAGCCUGAAUGAAUCACCAAGUGAAGUUCAAGUCAGAGUAAUGUGGAUUGAUGGUUCGGAGACAACAGAUAAUCUUGGUGAUAUUGCUGUUGUGGACAGGGAGCUUUUGCACGGUGACAUAGUUGCUUCUGUUUCAGAUCCAACAGGGCAACUUGGUCUUGUGGUUGACGUUAAUAUUUCGGUAGAUCUUCUAGCUCCCACUAGUGAAACGAUAAAAGAUAUCUCCUCCAGGCAGCUGAAACGUAUCCGUGACUUCACGACAGGUGAUUACGUAGUAUAUGGGCCAUGGCUAGGUAGAGUUGAUGAUGUUGUGGAUAACGUGACUGUACUACUUGAUGAUGGCUCUGUCUGCAAAGUUAUCAAGGCUGACCCUAUGAAGCUUAAACCCGUUUCAAAGAGCAUUGUUGCAGAUUCAGGUUUUCCUUAUUACCCAGGUCAGCGUGUAAGGGCUGUUUCUUCUUAUGUUUUUAAAAAUUCCAGGUGGCUUUCCGGUUCAUGGAAAGCCAGCAACCUUGAAGGUACAGUUACGAAUGUUCAGGCAGCGUCUAUUUUUGUCUACUGGAUUGCUUCAGCCAGCACUGGAACCGGUAAUAGUUCAGCAGUUGUCCCCAAUGAAGAGCAGAACCCAAAGAAUCUAACAUUGUUGUCUUGUUUUGCCCAUUCAAAUUGGCAACUUGGUGAUUGGUGUAUGCUUCCAUCGUUACAGUCUCCCUUAUCCUCGUCUACUGGUAACGUAACAACAGAAAAUGCGGAUGAUUCCCUUACAGAAUGUAGGUCUGACGUUGCGUGCUCUACAGAACAGGAUGGUGAUACCCAAAUGAGUGUGAAAUGUGCAGAAAGCUCUGAGCUAGAUCCUUAUGUCCCUGCCUUAGAUCUUAAAUGCGAACAUGCAAGAGAUCAGACAUAUGCCGAUGACAUAAUUCACGACGAAGGAUACAACUCUGUGCUUGAUGCUUCUGCUGACCGUUCAACUUCUUUGCAGUUGGCAGAUAACAGAGCUUCAGAUUCAUUUGUAACAGAGAACUCCAAUGGAGGAAUUUUUUCCUCUGAAAGGAAAGAUGCGGUUUGUGCUGACACAGCCUCUGAUAAUGAUUUAGCUGAAACAGCUGGAAUAAACAAUAGUGAGCUACAAUCUGGCACUUCUUCUCAUCCAGCAUCAGUUCUGUCAAAGGAACACGCCCAUGAAAGUGCUGCAUCCCGCAAAAAGCUACGCAAGGUCUUAUUUAGGAGAGAGAAGAAACUACACAAAAGAGAAGAAUCAUUUCAAAGGGCCUUUUUUGUUGCAUGUACCAUGACAAAAGUUGAUGUGGCUUGGCAAGAUGGAACUAAAGAAUUUGGCGUGGAUGCUAAGUCUCUCAUUCCAAUACAAAACCCAGGGGAUCACGAAUUCUUUCCUGAACAGUAUGUGGCAGAGCAAGCUUCCAAUGAAAGUGAUGAUUCUUAUGAAGUGAAACGUCUAGGAGUUGUUAAAAGUAUCAAUGCAAAAGAAAGAACCGCAUGUGUGAGAUGGCUCAAGCCUGUUUCAAGGCCUGAAGACCUUCAGGAAUUUGAUAAUGAGGAAGUGGUUAGCGUAUACGAACUUGCCGAGCAUCCAGACUAUGACUAUUGCUAUGGUGACCUUGUUGUUCGUCUUUCCCCACCAUCAAUCUCUGCUGAUGGUCACAUUUCUGAAGAUCCUGUGGGUGAGAAAGAUCAUUCCGAUAUGCCAAAAGAUACUGAUCAAAUGGAUCAAAACAAACUGGAAUGUGAGGUGAAUGAGACAUUUCAGGAUGAAGCUGAUAUGAACUUUUCAAGUUUAUCAUGGGUUGGGCAUGUAACUGGUCUGCAUGAUGGUGGCAUUGAAGUCACAUGGGCUGAUGGAAUGAUCUCAAAAGUAUGUAGACAUUCAUGAAUUAAACUUUGACAUCUUCAACAUCUCUCGUUGAUUUCAUUAUUGCACAAAACUGAACAAAAUAAUGAAAGAUUAAAUUGACGAAUUAAUUUAUGGUGAUUUCCCAGGUGGGUCCCCAGGCAAUUUAUGUCGUUGGUCGAGAAGAUGGCGAAUCAUUCAAUGGGGGAAGUGAAAUCAGUGAUGAUGGUGCUAGCUGGGAAACGGUUGAAGAAAAUGACAUGGCUACCCUUGAUGUUGCUUAUGAGGUGGUUCAACAUUCAUGCUAUGUUAUUCUCGUCUAGCUUCAUAUUUACCUUUUUAUUGCUUUUUGUGAGGCGCAUCUAAUGAUUUGUGUCAAUGCUUGAUCAGGAUGCUGAUGAUCAACCGCCCACCAAGAACAAUGUUGAUGGGGGAAAUGGCUCCACAAAUACUAGUGAUCAUAUUAAUCCUGUACGAAAUGAACCCUUGUCUGUUUUUCAUGCUACUCUCGGCAUUUUUACAAGGAUAAUCACUGAUUUAUUCCCACAGGGGAGGAAAGAAAGGGAACCCUCACUUUCAGAUGAAGAUGCUAUAGUGAAUAUUGAGUCUCAUGAUAAUCAUGAAUCACCUAUGAGAGAUAGUGCCUGUGGCGAACCUAACUCUCAGGAAUCCGACGUACUGGAUGGCCAACGUGCACAGAACUCUGGAGAAAAUGGAGAAGUAGACAGUAGUUUAUCUGUGGCAGCGGGAAUUCUAGUGAAAAUGGGGAACAGUCUAGGUGAUGACAUCCCAGAGGAAAUGGAUGUUGACAGCAAUUUUCAAAGAGUUUGUGAUGAGCAUGGCUCAUGUAGCUUUAAACACUUUGAUAUUGCAAAGGAACCCUUGGACCAUCAUUUCUUUGGUGGAACUGAACAGGUAAAGGCAAUUAUUUGCUUCGUCAAUUUUCUUCUGGUGCAGGCACAGCCAUUUGCAUAUUAUUUGUUGGAAAAAUGCAUCUUUGGAAUGCGUUAUCUAUUUUAUUAAUUUCAUUUCAGGUGCUUUGUGGAAGGAAAUGGACGAAGAAGGUUCAGAAGGAAUGGAGCAUCCUCGAGAAGAAUCUGCCUGGUGUGUACAAUCACAUUUCAGGGAUGAUUUUACAAUCUAGGUUUACAUACACGCCCUGUGAAAGAUCCCUAAAACCCACUCGCUCUUCUGAUCUCCAUACAGAUGCGAUUUUUGUCAGAGUGUUUGAGGAUCGUAUGGAUCUCCUGAGGGCUGUUAUCGUCGGGGCAUGUGGAACUCCAUAUCAGGACGGCCUCUUCUUCUUUGACUUUUUCCUUCCCUCCGAGUACCCUCAAGUUCCGCCGGUACACCCUUAAUGCCUUAUCAAUUUCUUCGUGUUACAGCAUACUAUCAUUCGGGAAACGUAGCGCUGAUAUCAAUGGUUUUUUUUUUUUUUUUUUUUUUUUUCAUCUACUAAAAACUUAUAGAGUUAGUUCUUCCCAUUUGCAGUCAGCGUACUAUCAUUCCGGAGGCUUGCGUAUAAAUCCUAACCUGUACGAGGAAGGUAAAGUCUGCCUUAGCCUGCUGAACACCUGGACGGGCAAAGGAAACGAAGUUUGGGACCCAAAUUCAUCAAGCAUACUUCAGGUCUUGGUGUCCAUUCAAGGUCUGGUGCUCAAUUCUCGGCCAUACUUCAAUGAAGCCGGCUAUGAGAAGCAGGUUGGGACUGCCGAAGGAGAGAAGAACUCUUACCCAUACAACGAGAACACCUACUUGCUCAACUUGAGAUCAAUGCUCUAUCUCCUGCGAAGACCACCUAUGGUAAUAUAUAUACACAUAUUUAAUUUUAAAUGCAUGAAAAUUUUAUGAGCACUCUGGUUUAUGCUUUCAGUGAGCAACUUGAUGAUUAUUCUUGUUAUGAGACUUGACAAUCUCCGGAAAAUAUGCAGCAUUUCGAGGAUUUUGUCAGAGAUCAUUUCCGCAGUCGGGGACCUUACAUUCUGAAAGCCUGUGAUGCGUACAUGAACGGCUGCCCCGUUGGCUCACUGACCAAGGACGCGUGCAUGACUACGAAGAGCAAUGAGCACUCCUCCGUGGGUUUCAAGCUGAUGCUGGCCAAGAUCACCCCGAAGCUGUUCACGGUUCUCAGUGAUGCUGGAGCAGACUGCACGGAGUUCAAACACCUCUCCGGAUCCUCCUAG